This is a messenger RNA of Vicia faba (fava bean), 2298 nucleotides long. The record is from the annotation of a GenBank genome assembly. NCBI's taxonomy places the organism in Eukaryota, Viridiplantae, Streptophyta, Magnoliopsida, Fabales, Fabaceae.
AUGUCUUCGAAACAAAAUGACACGAAUGUUUACUUUAAUACAUGCAUAGACCUGCCACCGCGGGUGAAUUCCGAGGUACCAUGGUGGAAAAUUACAAAUUCAAACACGAGUUUAGCAAAUCCUUUGCCAGUGUUGCAGAUGUUGCAGAUGCAAAUGUGUUUGAUCUUUUUCGCAACUCUUUUGCUUAAAUCGAUCUUGUCUCGUUUUGGAAUCCACAGGUUCACUUCUAUGAGCAUUGUUGGUCUUAUCUUCGCAGCAACAUUCGAUAAAGAGUGGACGAAAACGAUGAAGACAAUGUUCUUCUUUGAUUCACAGGAAAAUCUAGGACUAAUUUCAAUAUUUGGUUACAUGAUGUUCCUGUUUUACAUUGGAGUAAAAACAGAUAUGAGUGUAGUCCAUAAAACUAGGAGUGGUACCACCAACCUUGGUGCUUUAGCUAUAAUGGCUCCUUUUCUAUGUGGCAUGGCUACUCUAAGUUUUUUCUCAUCAAAACACCUUCAAUCUGACGAAACAAAAAUACUUGGAGUUGUCAUUGGAUUGUUCUCUAUGACCCCUUUCCCUGUAAUCUCCUCAACUUUGAGUGAUCUCAAGAUCCUGAACUCUGAAUUGGGUCGAAUCGGGCAAUCAGCGUCAUUAGUCAGUGAAGUUUUCAGCGUGUUCAUAGUAUCAACACUAACAUUUGGUAAAUUAUACGAAAAUUAUGGUUUAGCGAGAGCGUUGAUUUGCGCUGUGGCUGCUAUCUUGUUUAUACUCUUGGUUAUAUUCAUUAUCCGACCGUCCAUGUUUUGGAUUAUAAAACAGACACCAGAAGGUUAUCAUGUGAGUGAUAACUAUGUUUAUAGCGUACUCAUAUUAGCCUUGUUAUCAUCCUAUGCUUCAUCUAGAUUUGGAUUUUUCUCACUCUUUGGACCUUUUGUAUUGGGAAUGGCUAUUCCUGAAGGACCUCCGUUAGGCACUGCUAUUAUUAAGAAAAUUGAUACUUUUGUUAAUGGGAUUUUCAUGCCAACGUUUGUGACAACAUGUGCAAUGAGGGUAGAUUUUAAAGACUUGUUGUGUUGGACAAAUAAAGUUGAUGGAAGUGUUGAUUAUUUUAUGGUGCAAGCUUUGGUUAUUGUUACGGUUUGUUUUGUUUCUAAAUUUGUUGCUUGUAUGAUACCUCCUUUACGCAGCGAAAUGCCAGUGAGUCAUGCUGUUUCUUUAUCUUUGAUUAUGAAUAGCAAAGGCAUUGUUGAAAUGGCUGCACUCUCUGUGGUCAGAGAUACUACGGAGCUACCUAAUAACAUAUUUUCCUUAUUAAUGGUAUGCAUCAUAGUAAACACCAGUAUGAUUCCAAUACUGUUGGGUUAUAUGUAUGAUCCAACAAAGAAGUACACAGGUUACACAAAGAGAAACAUAGCAGAUAUGAAAAGUAACUCAGAACUUAGAGUUUUAGCAUGUAUUCACAGGCCCGACAACAUUCCAGCGACGAUAAAUCUUCUUGAAGCAUCAUAUCCAACAAAAGAAGGACCGAUAUGCACAUACGCACUUCAACUGAUUGAAUUAAUAGGAAGAGCUUCUCCUAUAUUCAUCAGCCACGAACUUCAAAAAAAGAAGAAAUCAAACACAAACACGUCGAUGGCAGAGAAGCUUCUAGAAUCAUUUCAAAUAUUCGAAAAUGAGUUCAAAGGUUGUUUAGUCGUCAACACAUUCACAGCCAUAUCACCAGCCGAAAUGAUGUAUGAUGAUAUCUGUACAUUAGCACUCGACAAAUUUACAUCACUUAUCAUUCUUCCUUUCCAUAGAAAAUGGUCGUGCGACGGUAACUCGGUGGAGUUGGAAGACGAGUCGUUGAGGGACUUGAACUUCCGAGUUAUGGAAAGAGCACCGUGUGGGAAAGAUGAUAGAGAAGCACUUAUUUUCACAAAGAGAAUGACUAAGAAUCCACAUGUUAAGCUAACAGUGGUUAGAUUCAUGAGUUUGGAACCUGGUUCAAAGACUUGGGAGGGUUUACUUGAUAAUGAGUUGCUGAAUGAAAUAAAAACAAACAAUAAAGUUGGUGAUGCUUAUGUAAAAUAUGUUGAGGAAACAGUGAAAGAUGGACCUGAAACAAUAUUGAUAAUUCGGUCUUUGGUAACUGAAUUUGAUUUGAUUGUUGUUGGGAGACAAGCUGGGAUUGAAACACCUCAAACUUGUGGAUUGUUGCAAUGGAGUGAGUAUCCUGAACUUGGUGUUUUGGGAGAUUUGUUGGCUUCUACUGAUGCUGCUGGUAAAGCAUCUGUCUUUAUUAUACAACAACAAAGAACAGCUAUGGAUAUUUAA